This is a messenger RNA of Aureobasidium subglaciale EXF-2481, 1521 nucleotides long. RefSeq lists its product as uncharacterized. The transcript is spliced from 2 exons. Gene Ontology annotation, cellular component: mitochondrion; cytosol; nucleus. Lineage: Eukaryota; Fungi; Ascomycota; Dothideomycetes; Dothideales; Saccotheciaceae. The record is from RefSeq and is a predicted model, not a curated record. Gene Ontology annotation, molecular function: cysteine desulfurase activity; pyridoxal phosphate binding. The coding region runs from base 1 to 1521 and encodes 506 amino acids. Gene Ontology annotation, biological process: [2Fe-2S] cluster assembly.
AUGUCGUCUUCAUUCCCGUCUGUCGCGAGGCAGGCCCUCCAUCAGUCUUCGAGACGCCUUUCCACAAGCUACCGUCCUCGCCUUCUCUCAACACGCAUCGCCGCCACCCGUUCAUAUGUCUCCGAGAGCUCUCCGCGAAACGCCACUAUCAAUGUCGAGUCCACCAUCAAGGCCGACCAGAAGGCCUUCCUCGCCGAGACUGGCAUCAAGCCCAAGGAUGCCACUAUGCCUACCACCGGCAUGAGCGCCGACGCCAUGAUGAGCCCCUCUGCUGGAAUCCUCAAGCAAGCAACCGUCAUGGACCAAGGAACCCGCCCCAUCUACCUCGAUGCACAAGCAACAACCCCUACCGAUCCCAGAGUCCUGGACGCCAUGCUUCCCUUCUUCACCGGUCUCUACGGCAACCCGCAUUCAAGAACCCACGCCUACGGAUGGGAGACGGAUAGCGCUGUCGAGCAGGCAAGAGCAAACAUUGCAGAGCUUAUCGGUGCCGACCCCAAGGAAAUCAUCUUCACAUCCGGAGCCACCGAGAGCAACAACAUGAGCAUCAAGGGUGUUGCCCGCUUCUUCAAGCGUGGUGGCAAGAAGAACCACAUCAUUACCUGCCAGACCGAGCACAAGUGUGUCCUCGACAGCUGUCGCCACUUGCAAGAUGAAGGCUUCGAGGUUACAUACUUGCCCGUCCAGUCAGACGGCAGAGUCGACAUGAAAGAGUUGGAAGCCGCCAUGCGCCCGGAUACCAUGCUCGUCUCGAUUAUGACGGUCAACAACGAGAUUGGUGUCGUCCAGCCCAUGGAGGAGAUUGGCAAGCUCUGCAGAUCAAAGAAGAUCUUCUUCCACACAGACGCUGCUCAGGCUGUCGGCAAGAUUCCUCUUGAUGUCAACAAGCUCAACAUUGACCUCAUGUCCAUCUCUGGUCACAAGAUUUACGGCCCCAAGGGCAUUGGAGCCUGCUACGUUCGCAGAAGGCCGCGUGUCAGACUUGACCCCAUCAUCAGUGGUGGUGGUCAGGAGAGAGGUCUGAGAAGUGGAACCAUUGCUCCUCCUCUAGUUAUUGGCUUUGGUGAGGCUGCAAGAAUCGCAAAGGAGGAGAUGGACUACGACACCAAGCGUAUCGCUGCUCUCUCCAAGAAGUUAAGUGAUGGUCUUCUCGCCAUGGAGCACACCACCCUCAACGGCUCCCCCGAAUUCCACUACCCCGGCUGCGUCAACAUCUCCUUUGCCUACGUCGAGGGCGAAUCCCUCCUCAUGGCCCUCAAGGAUAUCGCCCUUUCCUCCGGCUCUGCCUGCACAUCCGCCUCGCUCGAACCCUCGUACGUGCUUCGUGCUCUCGGCAGCAGUGACGAGAGCGCUCACAGUUCCAUCCGUUUCGGUAUCGGUCGCUUCACCACUGAUGCCGAGAUUGAUUACGUCCUCAAGGCUGUCCAGGAGCGUGUCGCUUUCUUGCGCGAGUUGAGUCCUCUAUGGGAGCUUGUGCAGGAGGGUGUUGACCUCAACACUAUUGAGUGGAGUGGUCACUAA